Molecule: messenger RNA, 654 nt
Organism: Trichomonas vaginalis G3
Lineage: Eukaryota; Parabasalia; Trichomonadida; Trichomonadidae
Product: phage tail repeat-like family
Exons: 1
Coding region: 1-654 (217 amino acids)
Source: RefSeq, a predicted model, not a curated record
AUGGGUUUAUUUGGCGCAUUAGCAGGAGUUGCAUCCAGAUUUUUGCCCGCAGUGGGAACAAUAGCCAGAGGUGCAUUUGGAAUUGGAAAGAAGAUUUUGAGUACAUUAGGUAUACUUAAAGAGAAAGCACAACCUAUUAUACAAACUGUACAGAAAGGUUGGGAUGUAGCACGAGAUGCAACAAAUCUUAUUCCAAAUCCUGAAACAAGAGGAAAAGUUCAAGGAUGGAUGGACAAUGUAGGAAGACAAGCAGGAAACUAUUAUAACAAAGCAAAUGACUACUAUAACCAAGCAGGACACUAUAUGGACCAAGGUGAAAGAUUCUUUAACAGAGGAUAUAACCAUGCACAACAGUGGGUAAACAAUAACCAACCUCAAUAUUCUAAACUUUACAACAAACACAAAAAGUUGAAAGGAAAACAAAAACAAAUGGCAUAUGAUAUUUAUGAAGAUGUUGACGACACAACUGUUCCUGCAAGUGAAGUAAAGUCAGAGGAACCGAAAAGUGACGAAAAACCGAUAGAAGAAGAAAAACCAAAAACUGAAGAUAAACCAAAACCAAAGUUUAGUUUCCAAACUAAACCAAGUCAACCUUCAUUAGCUGGUAUGGGUUGGCGUCAAAGACUUAUGGCAGCAGGCGGUUAUGUAAAGUAA